This is a messenger RNA of Striga hermonthica, 2328 nucleotides long. The record is from the annotation of a GenBank genome assembly. NCBI's taxonomy places the organism in Eukaryota, Viridiplantae, Streptophyta, Magnoliopsida, Lamiales, Orobanchaceae.
AUGAAUGGAACGGCGUCGUGUUCUGUGGAUUCACGUCGUUUUGGUGAUCUGAGAGGGGUCCAAUGGCGGGUGGAUUUGGGGAUUUUGCCGUCUUCUCCGUCUUCUUCCAUUGACGACCUUCGCCGGGUUACGGCCAAUUCUCGUAGAAGUUACGCAUCUUUGAGGAAACAACUUUUAGUCGAUCCGCACUUACCAAAAGAUGGCAGUAACUCCCCUGAUCUUGUUAUGGAUAAUCCGCUGUCCCAAGACCCCGACAGCUUGUGGAGUCGCUUUUUCAGAAAUGCUGAGCUGGAGAGGAUGGUUGAUCAAGAUUUGACACGCUUAUACCCUGAACGAGGCAGCUACUUUCAGACGAGCGCAUGUCAAGGCAUGUUACGGAGGAUUUUACUGCUGUGGUGCCUUAGGCACCCAGAGUGCGGUUACAGACAAGGGAUGCACGAGCUUCUGGCCCCACUCCUAUACGUCCUCCAUGUUGACGUCAACCGUCUCUCAGAAGUCCGUAGGGCCCACGAGGACCACUUUCCCGACAAGUUUGACGGACUCUCAUACAAUGACAGCACUCCAUCCUAUAAAUUCGACUUCAAGAAGCCCGCAGAAGCUUCCGGAGACUACCACCCCGACCCAGAAAACAAUCCACCGAAACCCAGAAGUCUCGCUGAUCUCGACCCUUCCACCCGCACCAUCGUCCUCCUAAGCGAUGCCUAUGGUGCCGAGGGCGAGCUCGGCACCGUCCUCUCCGAAAAGUUCACCGAGCACGAUGCCUACUCAAUGUUCGAUUCUCUCAUGCGUGGGCCCCACCACGCCAACUCAGCUGUUGCCAUGUCAGACCUUUUCUCCCCGUCCUACUCGGGGCUUUCCCCUAUAAUCGAGGCCUCUUCUGCCGUGUACCGUGUCCUUGCCGCGGUCGAUCCGUCCCUCCACGCCCACCUGAUCGAGCUCGGGGUCGAGCCGCAGUACUUCACCCUCCGUUGGCUGCGCGUGCUUUUCGGGCGUGAGUUCUCACUCGAGAACCUGUUGCUCGUCUGGGACGAGACUUUUGCGUGCGACAACUCGAUUUCCAAAAAGGAUGAUGACGUGACAGAGUCGUGCUUCAGGGUGCUCGACUCACCCAGGGGAGUUUUCAUUGUGUGUUUUGCGGUGUCGAUGAUACUCAAGCUGAGGUCAUCCCUGCUCGCGACCGAGAACGCGACCGUAUGCCUGCAGAGGCUGUUGAAUUUCCCGAACGCCGUGAAUCUGAAGAAGCUGAUAUCGAGGGCGAAGUCAUUGCAGGUGCUGGCAAAGGGAAUUUUGGGUCCGGGCCUGUUUGAUGGGAAAAAGCCCGUAAUUGCGAGAGGUCACACUCACACACUGUCGUUGGAUUCGGCUUCUCCUCGAACGCCAUUGAAGGAGAGCUAUUGGGAGGAGAAAUGGAGAGUCGCGAACAAGGAAGAUGAGAGGCUGUGCAGGAGUGAGUCCGAACCUUGUUCGUCAUCUAUGAAAUUGGAUUCUGUCAAAAUAAAUCAGGAGCCGUUUAGUUUGUUGGAGGAUCUCGCGUGGCAGCUUCAAGAUGAUAAUAGAAAGAAUGCAGGUUGUAAUAAUAAUAAUAAUGAUGAUGAUAAUGAUCAUGUUAAAGAAAACGUAGUGUGUUAUGGUGAAGUUGACGGACGAGAUAAUGUCACCCCCAAGAAAUUUGGUAAAUUUCCAAGUGAAGUCGAGAAUUUUCCGGAUUUCUCAGAUCCAAACAGUCCGCGGAUUAACAGGGAAAAUAGUGACGUGGAGAAUGUAUCGGGAUGUAGCAGUGUCGCGUCGAACUCAUCUGUGGAUGAGAAUUAUGCUAAAAAACGUUUGGCUGAUGAUGAAUGCAACAUGUCGUCAAAAUGUUGUUCACAUAAAAAUGACGAUGAUGAUUCAGUGAAAAAAUCAUCUGCAACAACAGGGGUGAAAGAGGAGAGGAAAGGUAAACUCCAGUGGCUGUGGAAGCUCGGGCGGCAUAUGGGCCAAGGAGAAAUGUCUUCCAGGCCUUCUGAUGUAAAAAGUUGUAAGAAUGGUGAAAUUAGCCGGGUUAAUAAUGUCGCGGCUUUUUCUUCAAGUGAGAGCUCGUCUGAGACAAGCAGAGGGGAUGCGGUCGAACAGAAUUUGAUGGUUAGCUUGAGAAAUCUUGGUCAGUCCAUGGCGGAUAACAUUCAGGUGAUUGAAUCCAUCUUACAGGAGGGACACGGACCACACGGUCAAUUUCGACUGUCAGAGAAUUUGCCGAAUGAGGGUUUUAUCGUUGAGAAAGGGCAAGCCAUGGCCAUGUCAGCACUCGAGCAGCUCAGGAAAAUCAGCAGGAUUCUGUCUGAGAUGUGA